CUCUCUCUCUCUCUCGUUAGAAAAGGAAGGAAGAGGAAAGUGUUGGAGGAGAUAAAAAUGCCGUCUUUUCGCCGGUCGAAAAGCCGCCGCGCUUUCCUCGUCGUAUGAUAUCGAACGUCGUCGUAGCUUCGAAGCCGCACGAGAGAGUAACAAAAAGGGAACGAGAAGGUGGUGGAGGCAGCAGUGGAGGCAGAGGAGAAGGUAGAAGAGGUGGUGGAGGAGGAGAGUCCCCUUUGAGUCGCCGUGUGCAUGCAGGAAAAUACAGCUGUAAGAACUAUAAGCACGUAACAAUGGAACACGCAGAUUUAGUAGCAGAUAUGGUUCGUGUAGAAAGGCUCACUACGCAAGAACGACUACAUCUUGCACGGCAUCGUAGACUUCAGCAAUUAAAAGUGUGGCGUCAGCGUGAAAAAGAAUGGCUACGACAUCAAACCAGGCAUACAAGCAACAAGCGUCAUAUAUACUUCAAUGAUAGUGUCAUGUUACUAGAAGCUGCUGCAAGAAAUGAUAUAGAUGAAGGUAACAAUAACAUUAGGAGACUGUUGAAAAAAGGAGUGAAUCCUGAUUCAACAAACGAAGAUGGAUUAACUGCAUUGCAUCAAUGCUGUAUAGAUGACAAUGAAGAGAUGAUGAAGUUACUCGUUGAAUUUGGUGCUAAUGUAAAUGCUGAAGAUAGUGAAAAAUGGACCCCGUUACAUGCUGCUGCUACCUGUGGUCAUUUACAUCUUGUAAGAUAUCUGAUAGCUAGAGGUGCAAACUUAUUGGCUGUUAACGCUGAUGGAAAUAUGCCUUAUGAUAUUUGUGAGGAUGAAAAAACAUUAGAUUGCAUUGAAGGGGAAAUGGCAAGACGAGGCGUUACACAGGAAUUAAUAGAUGAAACUAGAGCAUCCACGGAAGUUCAAAUGUUGAGAGAUUUACAAAAAAUUGUUACCAUGGGUGGAGAUCUCGAGUAUAAGGAUCAUCAAGGUGCUACACCUCUUCAUAUAGCAUCAGCAAAUGGUUAUUUAAGGGUAGUCGAAUAUCUUCUCGAUCAACACAUUUCUACGGAUAUAGAAGAUAAUGAUAAAUGGCAACCUGUUCAUGCAGCAGCAUGUUGGGGUCAUUUAGAGGUUCUAGAGCUAUUGGUACAGAAUGGGGCGGAUUUAAAUGCAAGAAAUAAACAUGACGAAACUCCUGCUGAUAUUUGUGAAGACCCUGAAAUUAGAGAACGCAUAGUUGAACUUAAAACGGAACAAGAAAGUAAACGAUUACGAGAAGCACAAGGUCGGCGAGUACGAAGAUCACAAAGUAUAAAUACCCGGACUCAAAGUGUACGACGGACAUCGAUCAGAGACAAAGUUCUCACAACAAAAAAAGAUGCUCAAGAGGAAGCAAGACUGAGGUUACAGGCACAACAGACAUACGUUAGUAUUCCAACUCCUAAUCUUCCACAAACAGAAAACAGCACAAAUACACAAGAUGUGGUAAACAAUGAAACUGAUUCAAGUACACUGACUCCUGCUGUGCGCAAAGGACCCGAAGGAAAGGAUAAUGAUUCUUUUAUGCAUGAAGAUGUUGAUAAAGAUUCAGUUUUCUAUGUCACUUUCCUAUUUCUUUAAUCACAUUUUUGAGCAAAGUGUAUUGAUUGAUUUUUUAAAAUCUUGUAUAUACAUUGCAAUCAUGCAUAUAUCUGAUUUAUAUUUAUACAACAUAUAUAGUACAUUUAUCUACCAAUAUGCUCUUUUGUUCUGUAGAAAUUCUUAUACUGAAUCAUUUCACUGGGAUAAUACAUUUGCUUGGCUUAACAGAACUUUAGUAAUGAUGAAUACUUAUCUAGCAAUUAAAUAAUUACGAUUUUUUGUUAAAUAUGAAAUUUUUUCCAUGUGUUUGGAGAUAUUUUAAAACUCGGGAAUAAUAGAAAUUUUCUAAGGAAAUUUUAUAAUAAUGAUUAAAAGUGCAAUAAGAAAAAAUAAUUCAUUAUUUAGCAGACAUCUAUAUAAAAUAUACUCGCUACGAAUUCAUGGAUAUUUAGAAGAUUAUUAUUGUUUGGUAUAUUAAUAAUUUUACAUAAAAUACCAAAUAUUUAAUGGCCUAUAGUGUAGUACAGCAUGAUUAUAUUACAAUUUUAUGAGCUUUCAUAUAAUUUAUAUUUAACAUGAAGUUUUUAUAUAUUUUAUGUAUAUAAUUGGUGCUUAAUAAGCACCUUACUGUAUCUUAUCAUCUUCUGAGGUUAUUAAGGUGAAUAGAUGAAUAGUAUUGAAUAAAAUCAUAUUAGUCAAUAUAAUAAACAUAUCAGUUGUAGUUUGAAGAUACAAAAAAUAUUUGCAGGCCUUGCUGCAAACUGAUAUUAGAUUUUGUUAUACAUGAAUAAAAUAGUCUUAUAAAAAAUUAUUAUUGUAAUCGCUAUUUUAUCUCAAUACUACUCAGUCUACCAUGAGCAAGCAUAGCUAAAUUGUUCAAUUAUGAUAGCUUGUAAAAAUGCAGUACAGUUGCUUUAAUAAUAUUGAACUUUUAUAAUAAUGACAUCAUGUUAAAAGUAUGUCAUUAUUGUAAUUGCAUCAUUAUUAUAUGUAGAAACAUAGAACUGGAACAAAGAAUACUAAAAUCUAGUUCCUUUUUUGAAUCUAAUAUAUAAUUAUAUUCUAUAUAUUCAUAUACACAUUGAGUUAAAAAGACUUUGAUCUGCAAUAUGCUAUAUACUGUAUAUGCACACUGGUGACAUGGUACUUCUUUAUGCGGUGUUUAAUGCUUAUGCUCAAGCAUGUCAUGCUUAGUGCAUGAGUCUAGUUGAAACAUCAUUUCCAACCAUAAUCAGUGCAUAGCAUAUAAGGGGUUAGGUGAAGGGAUCGCAAAAUGGAUUUACAACGAAAAGAAGUUGAGCUUGAAGGAAAAUAGCACUGGAUUUACCUAUUUGCCUCAGCAGUGACAGAACCUGAUGUACCAGUUGGCAGCCAGCAACCUAUUUACUCGACAGAUGAUACCAAUGGAAAGAUCAACAUACACGUGUCUGUAGUUUUUGUCAAAUCUCUAUCAGAUUUGAAAAAGAAGAGGGCACAAAAUCGAC
This is a messenger RNA of Vespula pensylvanica (western yellowjacket), 3043 nucleotides long. RefSeq names its product protein phosphatase 1 regulatory subunit 16A (gene MYPT-75D). Gene Ontology annotation, cellular component: cytoplasm. Lineage: Eukaryota; Metazoa; Arthropoda; Insecta; Hymenoptera; Vespidae. The transcript is spliced from 9 exons. Bases 105 to 1598 code for a protein of 497 amino acids. The record is from RefSeq and is a predicted model, not a curated record. Gene Ontology annotation, molecular function: phosphatase regulator activity; protein binding; enzyme inhibitor activity.